This is a messenger RNA of Colletotrichum graminicola M1.001, 219 nucleotides long. RefSeq lists its product as uncharacterized. The transcript has a single exon. Lineage: Eukaryota; Fungi; Ascomycota; Sordariomycetes; Glomerellales; Glomerellaceae. The record is from RefSeq and is a predicted model, not a curated record. Bases 1 to 219 code for a protein of 72 amino acids.
AUGCUGAAAGGGGUAGACCUGGACAGGUGUCACGGCCUCCGAGGCUUGUUUCGUUUCGUUGAGGCGGACUACGCAAAGCGAGCCAAGUGGCAGUCGCCUGCUACUGCUGCUGCCGCAAAGAAACUUGCCGGACUAUCCAAGAGCGUGUUUAUUAAUGGAUCCUUCUCCAGUCUCGGCGUCUGGGCGGUCGUGGCGUUGAGACGAAGGCCUAUGGUAUAA